Molecule: messenger RNA, 1089 nt
Organism: Aspergillus nidulans FGSC A4
Lineage: Eukaryota; Fungi; Ascomycota; Eurotiomycetes; Eurotiales; Aspergillaceae
Exons: 2
Coding region: 1-1089 (362 amino acids)
Source: RefSeq, a predicted model, not a curated record
AUGUAUUUCCACCGGCCUCCUGUCUGGCGCUACAGCUCGUUUCAAGAUGGUAGCUUGUCACCGGAAAUGUCCGAGGAUUUGAACAACAGUGACCGAGAUAUUGACGAGGAUCUGUGGAUGGGCUCCUUGCGUUUGGUGGAUCACCAGAAGACCGAUGCCGCUCCAUACGUGAUCCUUGAAGACUCUGACUCGGAUAAAGAAAUACCACUUCUGGACCCAACUCUUCCUGAAGAAUCAACCUUCUUUGAGUGUCGACCAUUUGAGACAAGGACGGAUCCCUUCCAUCAGAAGAAGCCAAUAUUCUGUACCCGCCUGCAGUCAUACAAGGAUAUCCGCUUGGGACUGGGGGAACAAUGGGUUAUUCAAGAAGGGUCACUUGUCAUCGGCAUCGACCCGGAAUAUACCAUUUUUGUCAGUCAUCAGAGAAGAAUGGACGAAUUUGACAUUGCUGAAGGUAGUCUCUAUGUCGUGUGCUCGUUGUACGCGGAUUUGUGGGCACUCUGCGCGGAAGUGUCAUUUAGCCCAUCAUCUUCAGGCGAUAAUCCUUUGCGGCUGGCGUUUCUCCCUCUAUGUGCAAUCACGCUGGCCCCGAACUACAGCGCAUUUGUGCAGCGAAGUACCCAGGGCAUUCAGUACUUUGGCUCACGUGAGGAGAAAUAUCCUGGGAAUGGCCUGGCUGUCAUACCCCCGCGACGCUCACAUAGCUUGACUGCCAGCAAGCAGAUAUUUCAGGGUCUUGAUGAUCCAAUGACGUUGUCACAUGUUGUCCGGGGUGUAUUGCAAGUGCUUACACCAAGGAAAACGGACGAAGAUUUUGUGCCCCUCGACUCUACAUUAGAGCCCAUUUUCUCGCCAUUAACUGGCAAACGACGUCUAUUGCGAAGGAUCGGCUCAGGUAGAUCGACCUCGAGAUCUCAAGACGGCGCUAAUCAACAGACGAAGAGAAAGUACGAUUAUGACCUGAAUUCAUCACUAGCAUCCCUCUGUGAUAAAUUCUAUUCGAAAUCUGAAGGAUGGCGGCGGCUGCGCAGACGACGAAUCUCUUCACCGAGGGCUAGUCGGAAGCUCAAAUUGCUGCUGAAAGUCUGA